AUGACCCAAGAAAUUUCCGAUCCAGAUCCAAGGGUCAAUGAAUCGGAAAUUAUCCACCCCAAGAUAAGCCGGCAGGAUAUUUCGCAGGUUUCUCAGCCUCAACAACAAAGUCCUCUUCAACCCAAAGAUCUCAAUAAAGUCAAGCCAGGAGAAAGUAGCAAGUGGCUUCCAACACUUCUAAGGGGAGACGAGUUUAAGUGGACGGAUAAAGCUAUUGAAAAUGAGUAUAAUAGUUUUGCCUCAUUAAACGAUAAGCAUGUUGGCGAUCAGGAGGAAACCAGUAUGAUCUAUCACGAUUCAGAAGUGAAUAGUUCCAACGUCGAAGCUGAUUGGAAAAAGUACGCUGAUAAUCAAUUUCAGAAACCGAUAAAACAUACUACAAGACUAAAAUCAAUGUUUGAUGUGUCCCCAAUACCUCAUGACCACUCUAAGCUGGGGAUCAAUAACGAAUCAUAUAACACAUCCAGUAGAUUUGACAGUCGUUUUGAUACCAAGCAACAAAGUAUAAAGUCUUUACCCAGAUCUCCCCUUAAGGUGUUUGGAAAUCGCCAUAAUACAUACACCAGGGUAAAAAUGGAUGGUCUACUGAAUGACCUAGUUUCUGAUGGGACUGUUCCGAAGAAUGGUCAUUUAAGCGAUUAUACAGAUAGUACGAACGGUGAUAGCGUAGAGUUUACUCCGUCCCCUACCAAAAGAAAGCACGUGUUUGGAGAAACUAACGACACCGAUUUUCAGGCUACUAUGGGCUCAGAAAACUUUGAAGAAAAUGCAGAGCGAGUUUAUGGCGGGUUAGUUGACAAAAAUGUACUGAACUUCAAGGACUUUGAAACAUCGAAUGACUACACUUCUGAUUCUUCCGCCUCAAUCAUUGAUCGUGAUUUGCCAAGCUCAGUGAGAAUACAUGACGUGGCAAGAACUGCUGCUCCUGAAUCCCAAGAUGAUCAACUUGGUAGUUCAGGGAGUACAGAGGGUACAGAGCAAGAAGAAAGUGAAGAUAAUGGCGAAGAAGAGGAAGAAGAAGACGAAGAAGAGGAAGCUGAUGCGACGCUAGACAACAAUUCUUCUAUCGAUACUAGUAUAUCAGCUCCUAGGAUAAAGGCUCCAAAUUCCAUAGCAGAAUCAAGGGGAGAAUGGAGAAAACAAUCUGAUACUCUUGUGGACAGAAUUGAUAUAAACGCAUUACACAAAAGACCCACAAAGAUACCUGGAAUGGUAAAUAUACCACCAGAGGAACUAGAAAAACUUGUUUACAAUAAAAAACUUGGUGGAUAUAUCCCAACAACAACCGAUAUCUCAGGAAAUAGUAACGACUCAUCUCAAGAUCAACAAGAGUUCAAAGCGCUGGACGAUAUUUCCGACCUCCUAAUUGACUCACGUCACAAUACUAACCAAGCAGCCACUAACAAGAUAUCCGUAUCAUUUGCCCUCCCUCCAGAAGAAGAACAAGAAAGUAAGACAAAGCAGUCGUCCUUGAAAGGAGUAUCAUCCGCAAAUUUGGAUCAGGAUGAUUUGAAUGAUGUUACAAAUAUAUCAGACGUGAGAGAUCUAUCAUUUUCCCAAUCCAAGGAGACUGUUGUUGCUCUUCUCACAGAAAUUUAUCCAGAUGGCGAUUGGACCCAGAUGAUAACUCUAGACAUUUCAAACAAAGACCUUCAACGACUUGUACAUCUAGAUGACUAUACUCCGGAAUUGCUAGAUUUGAAUGUUUCAUUCAACAAGUUAAACUAUCUAGCAGACAUUCCCAGGCAUAUACGAACAAUCAUUGCAAGUCACAACCUCCUGAAUGAUAUGGCUGUAUUUGAUCAAUGCAGAAAUCUUCAAUCGCUGGAUAUUUCACACAACAACAUCUCCACCUUGCGGCAGAUACGGCUACCCAAUAUAAAGACACUAAUAAUCAACAACAACAUGAUUACUAGCUUGAAUGGUUUAGAAGAUCUGAACACACUAACCACUCUUGAUCUUUCACAUAACCUUAUCAAGGGAAUAGUGGACUUUAGGAACAUGGAUUUUGUGCUUUUAGAGGACCUGAACUUGUCAGACAACGAUAUAAAAGCUGUCCAAGGUCUUUCGUCGUUGAAGUGUUUGAGAGUUUUCAGUAUCGGUAAUAAUAAUUUAACGAAACUUGAAGUCAAUGAAAGGAUGUCAUGUUUGAAAAAACUAGAUCUUAAAAAUAAUGUUGAACUGCUGUCUGCAAAUCUUGAAAAGUUUCCACGAUUGAGAUCUUUAUGCUUGGAUGGAAAUACCAAGUUGUCAGUUACUUUUUCCAAGAAACUUGAAAAGUUGAGUGCCAAGCUAUGCUCCAACGAAAUGCUGUUUAAUAAUGAGGUUGAAAUGAUAUAUUUGAGAUGGCUGGACUUAUCUGGAAUCACGAAUCUGGAUUUUGACAGGCUGAAAGAGCCCUUCAUCAAUGUAAACUAUUUAAACCUCUCUGCAGCAUCAAUGAAACAAAUUCCUCAGAAGUUCAUUCAAAUGUUCCCCAAUGUCAAUACUUUGAACUUUAAUUUCAACAUGAUAUCAGACAUAUCAUCAUUAGGCAAAUUGAAGUAUCUUCGAAAGUUGUUUUUGAUAAAUAACAGGAUAUCAUCGCUGAAUGAUAUAUACGAGUUGUCAUUUAAACUGAGAAACCAAAUCAAAUAUUUGGAUCUUCGAAUGAAUCCAGCUACAAAAGAGUUUUACCCACAUGUGUUCCUCUCAGAACAAGAAGACGAGUUACCAAUCGAAGAGGAAAAUAUAGAAGAUCUUCUACCGCAAACAUUAGACGGCAUAGAUGCCGUCAACACUCAGUACAAGAGUUUCUUGAGUCUAGGAGGAGACGAAGAUUGGAAUUAUAGAGAUUAUCAAUAUACCAAAAAACUCGACAAAAGCUGGGAACAGAAGAAGGCAGAGUAUCAAACAGUAAUACUAGGUGUCUGCACGAAGCUGAAGUUUUUUGAUGGAAAAAUUGUAACCAAGGAUGACAUUAAUGAAGCCAUGCAAAUGUUGAAAAAGUUAGAUAUAUAA
This is a messenger RNA of Komagataella phaffii GS115, 3000 nucleotides long. RefSeq lists its product as hypothetical. NCBI's taxonomy places the organism in Eukaryota, Fungi, Ascomycota, Pichiomycetes, Pichiales, Pichiaceae. The transcript has a single exon. The record is from RefSeq and is a predicted model, not a curated record. Gene Ontology annotation, molecular function: protein binding. Bases 1 to 3000 code for a protein of 999 amino acids.